Strongylocentrotus purpuratus (purple sea urchin) is the source of this 1816-nucleotide messenger RNA. RefSeq lists its product as uncharacterized. The record is from RefSeq and is a predicted model, not a curated record. NCBI's taxonomy places the organism in Eukaryota, Metazoa, Echinodermata, Echinoidea, Camarodonta, Strongylocentrotidae. Gene Ontology annotation, molecular function: metal ion binding. The transcript has 8 exons. The coding region runs from base 37 to 1341 and encodes 434 amino acids.
CGAUUCAUUCUCAUUAUAAUCAUCAGCCUAUGCAAAAUGGCAGCCAAUUUCGAGAAAAUUUCCGACGUUGUUUCCAACGGAAUUGUGCCUGUCACAAAGUAUAGAUCGACUGAAACUGGUCUGACAGUAUGUCUAGCCCAGGUAGAAGGUCCUCUUGUGAAUGGCUACUUUGUUUUAGCCACUGAAGCUCAUGAUGAUGAUGGACUGCCCCAUACCCUGGAACAUCUCAUCUUCCUCGGCAGUGAAGAGUACCCCUUUAAGGGUGUGUUGGACAUGCUAGCCAAUCGUUGUUUGGCUCAGGGAACCAACGCAUGGACCGAUACUGACCAUACUUGCUACACAGUGAUGACCGCCGGUAGCCAAGGCUUCAUCAAUCUAAUGCCUAUCUACCUCGAUCAUGUUCUCUACCCGACACUCACGGAUGCUGGAUACACCACUGAAGUGCAUCACGUUAAUGGAGAAGGAGAGGAUGCGGGGGUCGUGUACUGUGAGAUGCAAGGGAGGGAGAAUGCAGGGGAGUCAAGAUGUCACCUAGCCAUGCUGAGAAAGAUGUAUCCAGGUCACUGCGGGUACAAGUCGGAGACAGGAGGAAUCAUGUCCAAUCUUCGAACCACAACUUCGAACGAGAAAGUUCGCAACUACCAUCGCGAUUUCUAUCGUCCUGAAAACCUGUGUCUGAUCAUCACGGGAAAGGUUGCACCGGAGGAAGUCUUCAAGGCUUUAGAACCGUUUGAACAAAAGAUCAAAUCUAAGGGAGCCCUGCCCCCACAUGUCCGCCCGUGGCAGUCUGCUGUACCACCCCUGCCUGAGAAAGUGGUAGAGACCGUUCUGUACCCAUCUGAUGAUGAAUCCAAUGGAAUGAUCUACUUGGCUUGGAGGGGUCCACGUGCUCAGGAUAUGUACAGGAUGUCUGCAGUGAUGAUUCUUCUUGAGUACCUGACAGACACCUCGGUAGCUCCUCUGCAGAGAGACUUUGUAGAGCUGUCCGAUGCCUACUGCAGCAAGGUGCGCUACUCUAUCAUAGAAGCCAAAGCCUCCUGCCUCUAUCUCAAGUUUGAGAACGUUCCCAAAGCUAAACUGGGUGACAUCAAUGGAAGGACGUUCACCCUUCUGGCUAAGCUAUCGAACGGGACUGAAGAGAUUGAUAUGGAGAGGAUGAGCAGCGUGAUCCAUCGUAGAAUCCUGGAAGCACUCAACCAUAUGGAAGAUAGCCCACACGAGACCUUUGCCUUCAUGUGUAUUGGGGAUUUUCUGUACGAUGACACAGAAGUUGAGGUGAGUGAUGGAUCUUUUGUAUCAUUGUCUUUAAAUGAUUUUCUGUACAAUGUUAUAGAGGAAUAGGUGAGUGAUGCAUCUUUUUAAUCAUUGUCUUUAUAUGCAGAAAUGAUUUUCUGUACAAUGAUAUAGAGGAAUAGAUGAGUGAUGCAUCUUUUGAAUCAUUGUCUUUAUAUGCAUGAGUGAUUUUAUGUAUGAUGAGACAGAUGAACAGGGGAGUGAUGCAUCUCUAGUAUCAUGGUCUUCAUAUGAAUUGGCAAAAGCUGUACAGUUAUCCAGAAGAUUGGAUGAGCGAUUCAUCUUUAGUAUCGUUGUCUUCAUAUGCAUCUUAAUUUUGGCUUCACAACAGACACAUACAGCUAAGACAAAGCAAGCAUUGGGUAUGCACAAGGAAGAGGGGUGCACAGUGUAAUUCUUAUUUGUUCUCGUUUUACCAGGCUGUUAUAUUUCAAAAUAGCUGAGUGUCACGUCACACCUUUUUUUAAGCCAAUAGGAUACAUGAACUUGCUAACAAACCCAAAUUUUAUAUUAUAGUAUUAAU